UACAAUAGUUGAAAAGAGCGUAAGCCUCUCUUCCUCGGCUACCUCACUCUCCUCUCGCGUUCUUCUACUGCAACGGAUUUCAAAUGGCUCAAUUUUGUUGAAUUUACUCGCUUUUGAGUUCCAGAUUCCUCUUUUUGGUGCUCCCGAUGCUACUCUAGUGGUGGAGGGUUUCUGUUUUUGGUCUACUAGAUCUGUGAAAACAGUGUGUGAGAGGUUUUGUAGCUAUGGGGAAGUCUACUUCGUGCUUUAAGAUUAUCGCCUGCGGUGGUGAUUCGAGUGACAAAGAUGAUAUUGAUAUUCCUGAGAGUAAGCGUUUGAAUGACAAACAAGGGUGGAGUUUUCGCAAGAGAUCUAACCGGCAACGAGUACUAAGCAACACUGUGAUAGCUGAAAUCCCUUCUCCUGGAAAUAAAGAGAGCUUUGAUACUGUCAACAUUAACUUCCAGCCACCAACUAACGGUUCUAUAUUAGAGAAAGAUCCUGGUUUGCAGUGCGCAAGUGAGAAACCUCAAUUACAGAGUACUGAAAAUCUCAAGGAAUCUGAAGUUGUUGAUAUCAUUCAAAAGCAGAGUAAAGUUGAUGUUGAUAUUGAGGAACGCAGCGUUAUUAUCAUCCAGGCUGUUGUCAGAGGGUGGCUGGCCCGAGGGGAGCUUCUGAAGCUUAAGAAUGUGGUUAAGUUGCAAGCCACUAUUCGCGGGCACUUGGUCAGGAAACAUGCUGUUGAAUCUCUUCGCUGUAUUCAGGCCAUCAUUAAGUUGCAAGCUCUUGUGCGUGCACGUUGUGUCCGUUUGGCACUUGAACAGUCAAAUUCUGAAGAACUGGAUAGCAAUAGUUAUAAGAACUUGGAGAAGGAAAAGUUGAGGAAAUCAAGAGAGACUUGCGUUUCAAUUGAGAAACUACUUAGCAACAGCUUUGUUCGACAGCUGCUGAAGUCUACAUCAACCACUGAACCUAUCAACAUUAGUUACCACCAAUCUAAAUCUGAGACUACUUGGAAAUGGUUGGAGAGAUGGACGUCUUUUUCAUCAGUGGAUGUUCUGGAGAUCAAGGAAGCACAGUUUAUGACAGAGGAGCAAGGAAAAGAGAAGAAAGAAACACUUUGUGCGUCUGAAGUUAUUGUUGGAAUUGACUCUAAUGUUCUUUGCAAGUCAGCUGAUUCAAGAACCUGCAUUGGGGAAUCAUUUGUGCAUUCUGAAAGUGAAGAUAACUUGAUUACUUAUGAUAUGGACAGUGCACAGUUUCAACCACGUCAACUUACCUCUUCUGAGAUGGAGAGUUUGGACCAGGCAUGGCUUGAGGAGAAUACAGAUGUCUCGAAUGCGAAAGUGACUUCGAUGGAGGCAAAUUCUCUCUUAGAUCAGAGGAUCGAAUUGGUUGCAGAUACUCAGUUGCAGUAUAACACCCAUAUAGAGAAGCUUGGAACAGAAUUCCAGCAAAACAAAACAUCGACUGGGAUGUUCUCCUCAGAACAACCGGAGGUGAAGGAGAAAAGGACUAUCUUUGGUUCCAGAAGGGCAAGCAAUCCAGCUUUCAUUGCUGCCCAAUCCAAAUUUCAAGAGCUUAGUUCGAUGGAAAAUUCAGGUAGAUCAAUCAGUUCAUCGUAUCAAGAAACUGGGGCAGAGUCUUGUAUUGGUGCUGUGUCAUCUGCUUCAGGUACUGCUCCAAGGACAGAGGAAUUAUCCACUACAGAAGACUUCAUCACAAAUCGAUCCACAACGGUUCGAGUUGGUGGCUCUGACUGUGGUACUGAACUUUCUAUUACCUCUACUCUUGAUUCACCUGAUUUAUCCGAAGCUGGAGCCUUCGAAUAUGAGCAUGAAACCAAUGUAACUGAGAUAUGUGUCCAUGACCGUAGCAGCAAUAAGAGCACAGAAAUUGACGUGGGUAGUGCUCCCUCUAGUCUAGUUUCGAACCUGUAUCAACCUCGUUUCGGGUCUCCAGAAAAGUCUAGUGUUGUAUCUAGCGAAUCCAUCAACAAAAUAACUAUGAACUCUACUCAAAAUGAAGUGAAGCCGGAUGUAAAUGCAUCUGAUCAGAAGAGAGAACAGGAUGCUGAAACAGGUAACCAAAGGUUGUCCCCCUCGGCCUCUCCAAGAAGCCAUUGCACUUUUCUGGAAUCCCAAGGAACGCCUUCUAGUCAGAUCUCAAUCAAAUCUAAUAAGAGAAAAACUGAUGCGAGCAGAAGCAACCUAAAGCGCAAGUCCCUCACUGCAGGUAAGAAAUCACCCUCAAAGCUGCAUCGCAAUGUUGAUUUGCCAAAUCAUUUUGAACCUUUGCCUAAAGAUGAGAAGAUUGAAAAGAGGCGCAAUUCGUUUGGCUCAGCAAGAUCUGAUCAUAUUGAAGAAGAGUCGAGAGAAAACAGUAGCAAUCAAUCUAUCCCUCAUUUCAUGCGAGCUACAGAAUCUGCUAGAGCUAAGGUGCAGUUAAAUAACUCUCCAAGAUCCAGUCCAGAUGUCCAAGAUGCAGAAAUCUACGUCAAGAAGAGGCAUUCCUUACCAGGUGCCAAUGGAAGGCAAGGAUCCCCACGAAUCCAAAGAUCAACUUCUCAAGCACAAAAGAGCGGAAAGGGAAAUGAAAGGAAGUGGCAAAGAUAGAUGGUGAAUUUGGUGCUGCUUUGUGAUCAACAUUUUUUGAAGUGAUCAUAACCUCAAAGACCAACCACAUGGCUGCUGCAGUGAUCUGAAGCUGUACCUGCGGUUUUGGGGAGGGUCCGCAUGCUUUUUGGUUAGAACCACCAAUGGGGUCCUAGUAGUUUGGACUUCGGUAAGAUUAAAAAAGACCUACAACACCAAUAUUUUAGUGAAUAUAUGAUUCAUGUUCCUCUCGGCCCUUUGAAUUUCAUUAGUAUCAUCGGUACCGAAAUUGUUGCAGUUGUACUGUGUUCUAGAAGUUGGUUACCACGGAAAAGGUUAUAUAUACGUUUGGGGUUAAGUUUGUGUAAAUUGUGACAAUCAGUUCGUCAUUGUUGUUAUAUUUUUAUUAUAUAGAAGUGCUUAUUAAGCUUGAGACUAAAUAAAACUCAUGUACUCUUAUUGUCGAA
Cucumis melo (muskmelon) is the source of this 3040-nucleotide messenger RNA. Its product is annotated as protein IQ-DOMAIN 32. Gene Ontology annotation, molecular function: protein binding. Lineage: Eukaryota; Viridiplantae; Streptophyta; Magnoliopsida; Cucurbitales; Cucurbitaceae. The transcript is spliced from 6 exons. The coding region runs from base 225 to 2594 and encodes 789 amino acids. The record is from RefSeq and is a predicted model, not a curated record.